UCAAACAUUAAUCACAUGUAUGAGUUGUCAGGAAGAAGAAACAAUAAAGGCUUUUAGGCCGGAGCUGAGAAUGCGAGCCAUGGGCGAUGAAUAAUGCCGCUGCGAGAGCGAAGUGUCCGCAGGUGACUCGCCUGCGCGAACCGGCCGCGUGCCAGUGCUCAAACGAGUCAUGCAGAAUAAAGUCCUCGCGUCCAGAGCAGUGUGUAAAGAACCAGGAUACGGAUCCGGAAUGGAAGAGUAGCUGAUACGUACACCUGAUCCGUGCAAGCCAUGGGGAACUGCUGGGCUCAAUGUUUUGGGCUUUUUAGAAGGGAAGCAAACAGGAUACAAAGAGGAGGAGGGUCAAAGUACUUCAGAAGCAGCACAGCUGGGGAACACUAUACCAUUGAGUUUGAGAACCUUGUGGAGAGCGAUGAGGGUGAGAGCUCACAAAGCUGCCCCAGACCCGUCAGUGAAGACGAAAUCGAUCACUUGAAGGAGCAUCGCUACGCUGCCAUCUCAGACAAACAGGUGCUGAUCGACGAAAAGCUGAAUGCAGAGUUAGUGGCAGAAGAGGAGAAGUUAAGGCUAGAAGAGGAGGCUGUUUUUGCAGCCCAGCGCGAGGCAGCGCGGCUCGCUAAGGAACGAAAGCUAAAGGAGGGAAAGCAUCAGCAGCCGCAGAGGACCAAACCCAGAUCAGAAUCAGAGAGCAAUGACCCUCGGCACAAACCCAAAGCGUCAGAUGCAGAGUUUGAGGUGUACCUACAGAGUGUGAAGGCUCAAUCUGAAGCAUUUCGCAAUAACAGACUCAGCUCUGAGACGAAUGUGGUGACCCCGAACACCGAGAGCAGCUGGGACUUCACCAGUAAGACUGAUGCCACCUCACUGGACCUGGAGUGGGAGGAUGAGGAGGGAAUGAAUCGGAUGGGUCCUGCAUGGGAGCGUUCCAAAACGGAGGAGGACAUUUUACGUGCGGCCCUUCGUCCCGGUGGGAAACAGCUGGACAGCGGACCCACCUCCACCUCUGAGGACUCCAACGCUCUGGAGUGGGAGAACGACUUUGUCAGCGCACAUCCAGAGGACAGCGGUGACCACGGCGAUGAAGAAUUUGAGGGAUUUGUUAAUCCAGUACUGGACACACCCACUGAGGAGGCGGGGCAAAACGCCAGCUCUGACCAACAGGAGAGAUAGUCUAGAGCGAGAGACAGUGAGACUACAGCAACUUCAGAUGCCUCAUUAAGAUUCAGUGUGAUAUGACUACAGAUGGUCCAUUUAAUCUAAUGUAGAAAACUAAAUUCAUAAUUCAUAACAAGGAACAGAAGUGCUUCAUAUGAUUUCUACUCUAUGAUUUCUAUUUCUACUGUCAUUUUUGGGUGUGAAUGUAAUGAUUAUCUGGUCAUGACUGAUCCCCAAAAAAUUAUUUUUUACUAUAUAUAUAUAUAUAUAUAUACAUAUACAUAUUUUUUUACAUUGACAUUCUCAUUACUGUAAUGAAGUCAAUUUUUUAUUUUGAGAUUUAUAAUUCAAAUUGUGAGUAAUUUAAUACAAGUAUUUCUUACUACUUAAAUUGGCAAAAAAUCAAUACAAUAAAUUUAAGCAUGAUAUUUCUCAAAUUAAAGGGAUAGUUUUCCCAAAAAUGAAGAUUUUCUCAUCAUAUACUUGCCCUCAUGUUGUAGCAAACCUGUAAGAGUUUGUUUCUUCUGUUUAAUAGAGAGCAAAAAAAAAUAUAUAUAUAUAUAUAUAUUGAAGAAUACUGGUAACAAGUCAGUUACUGGUAGCCAUUCACCUCCAUAAUAUGAAAAAAUACUAUGGUAGUCAAAGGCUACCAGCAAGUGUUUGGCUAUUUAUUAUUCUUUAAAAUAUUAUCUUUUGGGUUCGAUUCUUACAGGUUUGGAAUGACAUGAGGUGCGUAAAUAAUGACACAAUUUUCAUUUUUGGGUAAUUAUUUUAUUUUAAUUUUUUGGCCUUUAAAUAUGACACAAUAGGUUGACAUUAUGGUAAUGAGAACUGGGUGGGAAAUGAAAUCAGUGGUCCAAUAAAAAUAAAAAUCUUAAAUCUUAAUGGACCUAACAAAAGGCUUCAUUUUCAUUGUGCAAUAUAUAAUUUCUUUUGGGAUGAAAUAUGACCUGGUCAUGUUCUUGACAGUUUUCAUGAGAUUCACUCCAUUAGGUCACAUAUUCAUUAGCAUUUGUAUUUCACAGGUUAAUUUGCUCCUGUUUUGAGUUAUUAGAUGCGUCUGUAACUUAUUCAUAAUAAUUUCCAUUUGGUAACUGGGUUGAGUUUUUAAAUUAACUCUGGAAAUGUCUUGCGUUAAUACUUCAUGUGAUUUAACCCUCUGGGGUCUGAGGGUGUUUUGGGGCCCCGGAGAAGUUUUGACAUGCCCUGAUAUUUGUGCUUUUUUCAGUUGCUUAUAAACAUUUUAAUGGCUAAAGUCUAAAAACACUGUGUUCAGCACCAACUGGGCUACAAUAAUAUGUGAGCAGCAUGUAUGUACGUGAUUGUGUUUUUGAGAAAACUACGUUUAUGCAUGGUUAGAAAAAAACAAAUUUUAAAGUAACUGAAAUAGAUAAAAGUAGACCCCUUACAGAUUCGAAUGGUGUAUUGCUCUUAUCUGUACGAUCAAAAAUGGCAGAGUAAUUCAAGCUCAUUUCGGCCUUAUCAGGAAAAUCUGCCUCAAAAUGACCCCAGAGGGUUAAAAAAAAAAAAAAAAAAUGUUUUAGUUCAGCCUUAUUUCAGACGUUUUCAUUUGAGAACUGAAUCAAGUGCAAUUUUAGAAGACGAGGGAAAUUUCUCGAAAGCCACAUGUUUUCUAGAACCAUCAUGUUUUUAUGUGUAUGGUUAUUGUAUUAAUCAUAUCAAUCGGACCAUCUCUCAUUUAACAUGCGACUGUCAGGGAAUGAGACGCUUGACAGUUUUAAGGAAAGGACCUUUUCUCUAAAAAAAAUUAUUGCCUCAAGGAUAAAAUGCAUUGGGACACAUUUAAGUUCCAUAAGUGCUUUUAAAUUGGUCACUGUAUGUCUGCCUUUUAUGAGUUUGUGGGUUAAAGGGUUUGUGGUGGACACUUCUUGGAAACAGCUAGUGAAUGAGUCUGUUCUUCACAUUCACAACUGCAUUUUUGGACAAAAUGGGUCUUGAAGAGGGGAAAUAUUUUGUGGUGAAACAAAUCUUCAUAUGCUACCUCUGGUUUUGAUAAUCUGGAUGUUAUUGAAUAAAUUCAUGUUUAGAAAUGAUCAGUUAUUUGAUUUGGGAAUCCUCCUAAUCUUUCAGGAGCAUGUCCAGGUUGUAUUUCAUAUAUAUAUAUAUAAUUUAUUUUUUUCCCAAUUGAUUGACAUUAUUUUUUAUGAAAAUUAAGAACAUUUUGAUCACCAGUUCUUAUUACUGUAUUUCCAAAACAUCUUAUUUACUUUCCUGUAAUGAGAAAAAAAUAAUAAUGUCACUUAAAAUAACACAAAUAAUCACAAUAGUUCUAAAAAAUGUGUAUAUUUUCUAAAAGGCUUGAUAUUAUUAUUAUUUUAUUUUAUUUAAUGUUGAGGUGAAAUAUAACCUGGACAUGAAAUCAAUUUUUUUAAUUUUUUGUUUUUAUUUUAUUUAUGGUAUGAAAUUAUUUUUCUAUUUGAUUUUGGGGUUACAUAUGACCUGGACAAUUCCUGAUGUUCACCCGACAAGUUUAAAUGCUAAUGGUAUUAGCUAAUGUAAAUUUAUUUUGUUAGAAUGAUUCAUCAUUCUGUAAGGAAUUAGCUUUACGUCAGUCUCUGAAAGCUCAUAAAAUUGACUCGUCUGCAUCUUGUUUUCUCUGUCUGCCAUAAUGAACAACCUCGUCCAUUGAUCCCCAUAUUUCCCUCAGACUGGAGUCUGAAUUCAACCUAAUGCUUUUAAAUGAAUGCUGAUCUGUAUAUAAUGGAUUGUAAAGCAGACACUAAAGGCCUUGAAGAGCAGUGGAGACUCGUGUGUGUGAUGAGGUCAAAGUCUGUAAUCUAGUAGUGUUGUCUAGAACAUCAGUGCACAAGAGCUUCUGUACAGCACAAUCACGUCACAUUCUUUUCUUAUUCUACCAGCACACCUCAAAAGGGACGUAUUCAUGUCAUCUGAAUGUAAAGUAUGUGUGAUCAAUGCAGUGUUUGAUUUUAUUUUAUUUCUGUCUUUGGAGUUGACUACAUAACUCGUCCUGUUUGAAGAGUUUGGGAGCAGAUAUGCAAAGAUACAUGAAUGUUUGUCCACUGGUCGGAGUUGAACAGGCCCAUGUGAUUGUAAAUAUCAUGUAUAGCUACUGUGUGCAAUGAUGACAUUUGUUUUUGUUGGUGUAUCUAAAUUACUGCAAGGUUAGCAGCUUUAACAGAUUGAUACUAUUAUCUGGCCUUUUUUUUUAUAUAUAUAUAUUAGAGCAAGUACGUAUGUUGUGUGAAUGGAAUAGUAAUGGAUGUUCUCAAUUUAAGGAAAAUAAAAAGGAUAAUGCUGAACAUUCCAAGAAAGGGCCUGGAACUUUUCCAAAGCGCUUCCCAACUCUUCAACAGAGCUGCUUUGAACAGUUUAUUUUCUGAGUGUUUGUGAAGAACCUGUCAUAUUUCAGAUAAACUGAAUGUAACUACAGUUUUCAUAAUUCCAAUUUACGUUACAUGAGACCUUGGGUUAGAUCUGACUGCUAAUAAACAAAUAAUGUCAUUA
This is a messenger RNA of Onychostoma macrolepis, 4641 nucleotides long. RefSeq names its product adaptor related protein complex 1 associated regulatory protein (gene ap1ar). The record is from RefSeq and is a predicted model, not a curated record. The coding region runs from base 271 to 1170 and encodes 299 amino acids. Gene Ontology annotation, biological process: negative regulation of substrate adhesion-dependent cell spreading; regulation of Arp2/3 complex-mediated actin nucleation; negative regulation of cell motility. NCBI's taxonomy places the organism in Eukaryota, Metazoa, Chordata, Actinopteri, Cypriniformes, Cyprinidae. The transcript has 10 exons. Gene Ontology annotation, molecular function: AP-1 adaptor complex binding.